CCGUGGCGGCGGCGGCCCUGGGCGGCCGGAGGACGAUGACGAGCGGCGGCGGCGGCGCGGCGUCCGCGCCCGAGCCAGAGCCCGAGCCCGCGGCCUGCGAGCGGCGCUGAGACUCCCCCGGAGCGCUACCAUGGAAAAGCCCUGGAUGCUGUGGAGCGUCGUGGAAAGGUGGCUGCUCGCCAUAGCCUCGUGGUCGUGGGGCGUCUGCCGCAUCUCCCUCCUGCCUCUGAUCGUGACUUUCCACCUGUACGGGGGCGUUCUCCUGCUUCUGUUGAUCUUCAUCUCAGUGGCGGGCAUCCUGUACAAGUUCCAGGAUGUGCUGCUCUAUUUCCCAGAGCAGCCGUCCUCGUCCCGCCUCUACGUCCCCAUGCCCACGGGUGUCCCCCACGAGAACGUUUUCAUCCGAACCAAAGACGGCGUGCGCCUGAACCUGAUCCUCAUCAGGUACACUGGCGACAACUCGCCCUACUCCCCCACCAUCAUCUAUUUCCACGGCAACGCUGGCAACAUUGGGCACCGCCUGCCGAAUGCCUUGCUGAUGCUGGUGAACCUCAAGGUCAACCUCUUGUUGGUGGAUUAUCGGGGCUACGGCAAGAGCGAGGGGGAGGCCAGCGAGGAGGGACUCUACCUAGACUCCGAGGCUGUGCUGGACUACGUGAUGACGAGGCCCGACCUCGACAAGACUAAGAUCAUCCUCUUCGGCCGCUCUCUGGGCGGCGCCGUGGCCAUCCACCUGGCCUCCGAGAACGCCCACAGGAUCUCGGCCAUCGUGGUGGAGAACACGUUCCUCAGCAUCCCGCACAUGGCCAGCACUUUAUUCUCCUUCUUCCCCAUGCGUUACCUCCCUCUAUGGUGCUACAAAAACAAGUUCCUGUCGUACAGGAAGGUGUCCCAGUGCAGGAUGCCGUCCCUGUUCGUCUCGGGGCUCUCGGACCAGCUCAUCCCACCCGUGAUGAUGAAGCAGCUCUACGAGCUCUCGCCGUCCCGGACUAAGCGACUGGCCAUCUUCCCGGAGGGGACGCACAACGACACCUGGCAGUGCCAGGGCUACUUCACUGCCCUUGAGCAGUUCAUCCGAGAAGUGGUCAAAAGCCACUCCCCCGAAGAAAUGGCCAAGACGUCCUCCAGCGUGACCAUCAUCUGACGCGCUCCACAUGCGCCUGGUGGGCAGAGCGUUCCCCCUUACAAGUGUACUUGUCUGAGCGCGACAUUCAGACGAGGCAAGGACCUCACCGCUCCUCGACGAUGAUCCAAAUAGUUUUUUACAUUUCGAGAACUCGGUUUCUUGGGAUUAUUUUACACGUUUUCAUCAAGCCUUCCGGGGUGUUGCGUAUCCUUCUCUUUGUUUAGUAUGCCAAUAUAAGAGCAGAUUAUAUCCACAUGUUUCUUUUGGCUGAAGUGGUUUGUCUCUUUGACACUUAGAUGAAUGGUUGGGCGUGGAAGGAAACUCAUAAACAGAAACUUUUGGUUAUUAUUCUUUCGUAAACACGGGGACAAUCAUGAUUAGCAAACUUAGUUGUGUAACUGCAUUUUCACCUUAAAGUUAAAACGAAGUGCAUGAUGGUAUUUUAUUCCUUGAAUUAUGCAAUGCAAUGUUUUUAGUGUAAAUAGCACUGGUUAUUUACCAAUGUUCAUGGUAACCUGAGUUAUAUCUAUUUUUAUGUCAAUUAUUUUGUUUCAGCAAGAAGUAAAAUUGAGGCCUGUAUGCAAGUUGCCGUUUGAAAUUUGCUCUGGUGAAUGCUGAGAUCCAGCUUUUUCUUACAAAGAAAGGGGACCCCAUUUUCCAGUCUAAAUGGACCACGCUUUGUUAGGUACAGUCUGGAUCAGGGCAUGUAAACAUAAAAAUGUAGAACUUUAUUGCAGCUUUAAUGUGCAUAUUUGAACUUUUUAACAUUUGUAAUUUUGGUGGCAAAGAGAAUUUUAGCUUCUGUCAAUUUUGUAAGUCUACAGCCAAACCAUGAAUAGAGAUGAUAAUGGAGAUUAGCACUUGUCUAAGAAUUAGAAAGUAUUCUCGGAACAUGAUUGUACAUACUAUUUUACACAAAGUCCCUCGCUCGAUUUUUAAGUCCCAGUAUCUAGGUAGAUCUCAAUCCGUGAAGCCAAGACACAUUGAUUGGGUUUUCUGAAAAUAAAAGUUAGAGAAGCAAAAGGAACUAUAUUCUUUGGUUUAAUGUUUUAGUUGCUGUGAACUAGAUUCCUAAGUCAAAAGACAGUUUGAGAGAUGGUACCUAUUUUCCAGAUAUAGGGUGGUGAGGAUGAAGAAGCUCUCGAACUUGUCUUGCAGAACCUAAGGCCACUUUGAAUUGGCUGGAAGCAGGGAGUAGUAUUUAGGCAGGUAAAAGAGGAGGCAAAAGCCCUUACUGAUAAAAGGAAAAGCCUCUUUAAAACUGCAGGUUUUACCUUAAAAAAAAUUAUAAUAUAUAUAUAAACUAUAAGACAUAAUUGUGCUAAGUUGUUUCAACCUGUCCUCAAAAAUUAGAUGUAAUUGAGCUUUAUAUCUUAAGUCAGCUUAUAACAUAUAAUAUUUUGAAUAUUUUGGCUAUAUUAGCUUUGUAAAAGCAGUUAGAGCAGAAAAAAAUAGGUCAGUAAACGUGACCUUAAUUUAAAACCUUCCCAUGAAGAUAGGGCUAGAAGUACUUUUGCCAAAUAACAUUGUUUUCAUUCACUUUAUGUCAGUAUUUAGAAAGGAAAAAAAAACUAUAGUAAGUAUGAUUUAUAAAGGAUACUGUUUUGUUAUAAUACUGUAAAAAAAAAGUCUUGUUUUUGAAAAAACAUUGGUGAUGCAUAUCAUGAGAGGUGUAUUUUCUAUGCAUUCAGAUUAAAGGUUACUUUUCAUCUUGUCAAUCAUUGCCAUGUAGAGUCUUCAGCAGUAACGUAUUAAAAAGAAAAAAAAGUUAAAAAGCAAAAAGUAAUGAAUUUUGCCAGGCACCUGGGGGCCUGUCACUGUGGAGAGUCUGUGACACUCACCAGGCCCAUCAGCCCCCACGGCUCUCAGCCAGCCGUGGGACACUCCAGCGGGACACCGCGGGGGUAAGCUCAGAGUCUGCAUUCACCAGUGUUUUAUCUAUUUUUAACUUAAACUCCAGCUUCAGAGGCAGAUUUUUCCCUCCACCUCGGAGCUCAGAAGAGGCCCCAUAUCCGUGUCCCCCAAAGACCCUUCUGGCCACGAAGGCAGGAGCCCCUUGAGGCCCCGUGCACUGUGCUUUCCCUGCCUCUGUGUGAGACCGUGCAUGGGAGGGGAAGGGAUCAGACAAUUGGCUUUUGUCAGGCUCCAGGAGGAAUGUGGCCUCCUCUUCCCCAAAACCUGUUUACCUUGUGGCCGCACCAGCGGGUCCCCAAUGAAUUCUCCAUCCUGUGGCUCCCUCCUCCUGCCCCAUCCUGGAGUGGGGAACAAGCAUGCUCGUGCUGUGGGUAGAUUUCUGCUACUUGCAUUCUGGAGCACCUGGAGGAGUCCAGGAAUGGACUUUUUAAGUUAGUAACUGAAGUUUGGAAAUCUUGCAUGAUUUCACAGAUGCCGAGACACAACUCCUGUUAAGAGCCAUUAUUUUAAAGGGGCCAUUGGAGAGGAAAGUGGCAAUAAAAGACUUGAGAAAGUUUUAUUGGAAAAUAUAGGGAAAACUUUAUUUUUCCCAUCAAUAAAUACUAAUAGGAGCGGAUAAGAAAGGGAAGUGUUCUGGAAAACGACCCUUGAAAUUGGACCUAACUCUGGCUCUCGCCAUUAACAGCUGCCCUGGGCUUUUGCAUAGACUUCCACCGUACAAUUUGGUAUUUUUGUUAGAACAGCUCUCUGGAUUUUGUCACAAGGCAGCCUGAGUCUGUUUUUAUGAUGAUCUGCAGACGUUUGAUAACGAUAGGACUCUAGCUUUGGUUCUUCUCACGGUGAUCACAUUGUAAUGAGUACUUCCUGUUGUAAUCCUUCCGUCGGAAACCCAUGCCACUGGAUGUUUUCAGUUCUGGUUCAUGUUUGUUUCUUACAUUUGUGAGAUUUGGCUUGCAUUGGGAAUAGGCUUACUUGGUGGAUUUGGAACAUAAAGGCCAUAGUCAAUUUUCUACCAGUUAUCUUGCGAGGUCAGCCAAGCCAGUUAGGUAAUCCCUUCCUCAAGGCGAGGGGAUAAUUAUGGUGAAUUUCUGAAACCAAUGUCACAGAACCUUUUUUGAUCAGGCCAAGAUCGAGAGGAAAUUCUCAUUGACCUUUCCUCUGCUCCCUUUUUUUCUAUUAUGUUUAACAACAAUUGUGAAAAAUAAAACUGUGAAGAAAUUAGUGAUAAUGCUUUUAGAUUAUCCACUUAAAAAGUUAUGUAUUUUCAUGUCACUCAGGUAAAGUUGGAAAUGACAGAGCACAGACAUCUAUUUUUUAAAUUAAUAGGGGAAAAAUAGAAAAGUACUUCUGUUUAUUUAUAUUGCCAUAUAUGCAUAUAUCUUAGCAAAUCAGAAAUAAUAUAUUCAUUUCUAUGGCAACAAAUAAAUGCAUUCAUCCUAGUAGUAGUCAACACAUUUUGCCAAAUGGCACAAAUAUACCUCCAUUUAUAUUUUAUAUCUUUAAAAUGUAGUUUUAAAAAUAGGACUAUGUAUAAGACACUUUUUUUACAAAAAGUGCCAUAUAUACAUAUGUAACAGGGAUGAGUGUGUGUUUAGCAUAAUUUAUAACAAUUUGUCAGUACAGCAUAUACUGAAAAUUUUAAGUUAUUUUCAACAUAUCCAAGUAUGUUCAGGAUAAAUUAAGCCAGUUUCAUAAUGUAAAUCAUAUUUUUGUUAUUUGCCAUAUUUUAUUUGAAGCAGUAAUAGAAUUUUAUAACUCAAAUUUGAAUGUUACAUUAUAGCUAACCAUGGCAAGCAAAGAUUUGGUUUUUUUUUUACAGUACAUUUCUUUAAAAAUAUACUUUCUAUUUUUCUGUACUGACAUUUGCAAUAAAUUGAUACAUUAAAAGUUUGAUUAAUGUCUUAAGAUAUUCAGUCUUUUUUAUUUUCUAUUCAUCUAAGUUACAUGAUAGGACACUAAUGAUUCUUGAAUGAUUAAAUAAAGUUCCUGAAUUUGUACUGAAACUGAUGAGUUUGCUGCAAUACUGGUGUGGAUAAAAACAGUAGAAGUUAGGCUUAUAUUCCAUUCCCUCACAUUAUCCUCCCAUAUAUAUUUAAUUUAGAAUAAGAGACUUUGUGUAUGAAACCCCUUGUGCGCGAAUAGGCCCCAAAGUGUUUGAUGAAAUCAGUGACUCUGGGAGUGAAUAAAUUUGAACUGUUGACAGUC
Molecule: messenger RNA, 5245 nt
Organism: Sorex fumeus (smoky shrew)
Lineage: Eukaryota; Metazoa; Chordata; Mammalia; Eulipotyphla; Soricidae
Gene: ABHD13
Product: abhydrolase domain containing 13
Exons: 2
Coding region: 131-1144 (337 amino acids)
Cellular component (GO): membrane
Molecular function (GO): palmitoyl-(protein) hydrolase activity
Source: RefSeq, a predicted model, not a curated record